GUUGUAGAACUAACUCAACGCCUAGGAAUCCCACUCAACAACUUCAGCAAAGACUCUCCUGAGGGUUCCAUUGCUUCUGAUCACACGGCAGCGACAGAAGAGGGAGAUCGCUGUCUGGCAAACGACACAGCAAGUGGCCCUGCAACAGAUGCCCUCCUGGCUGGGAUUGAUGGACAACUACUCAUCGCCAACCAGCUUCGUCACUUGCUCAACACAUCCAUGGAGCAGUAUACCCAAUUGCUUAAUCAG
This is a messenger RNA of Opisthorchis viverrini, 249 nucleotides long. RefSeq lists its product as hypothetical. The record is from RefSeq and is a predicted model, not a curated record. The annotation marks the transcript as partial. The transcript has a single exon. Lineage: Eukaryota; Metazoa; Platyhelminthes; Trematoda; Opisthorchiida; Opisthorchiidae.